This is a messenger RNA of Salarias fasciatus (jewelled blenny), 5546 nucleotides long. It is a transcript of the gene nyap2b, whose product is annotated as neuronal tyrosine-phosphorylated phosphoinositide-3-kinase adaptor 2b. Gene Ontology annotation, biological process: phosphatidylinositol 3-kinase/protein kinase B signal transduction; neuron projection morphogenesis. NCBI's taxonomy places the organism in Eukaryota, Metazoa, Chordata, Actinopteri, Blenniiformes, Blenniidae. The record is from RefSeq and is a predicted model, not a curated record.
UACCUCAUCUCCACCUUCUGGAGCAGGAUCGUGACAUUUAAACCUCACCAGGAGAGGAAGAGGCACUCUGGGAUUGAAGCAUCGGAGAGACUUAGCUCUUCAACUGCAAGUGGAGUUCUUCAUGUGAGCGCGCGUGAAUGUGAGCGUGCGGGUGCGGUCUGUCGCUACGCUGCCAUUUCCCUCCGUCUCCAGCAUGUGCAGAUGUGUGGAGAAGUGAAAACAGCAUCUGGCUUUGAGUUUGGCAACAUCUGGAUUUGGGAGGGGGGCUGCAUCCGCCCUUUCUGCCCAGGAGAGGGAGCAUUGGGCUGGGCACCCAAUGGCACGGCUCCCUUCCAGCACGCCGCUCGUCCUGGGUCACCGGGACUUCUUCUAGCGGGCCGAUCACCUGGACCGUACGAUGGAUGGAAGUCUCUGUGGAUUUAAGUGGAAUCGUGCAGCGGUACUUCAGCGAAGGUCAGAGUUCAUCAGCGGACAGUGGACUCGUCAGGGGAAGACAGAAGACACGUUGGUCCACAAACCAGCAAGGACACAACCCCAUUAAUGCAGCGGAAACACGUGAAGAAUGAUGAGCUCCAAAGAGGAGGAAACUCUCAGCUUUUUCCAGUAUGUUGAGGAGAAUGGGCUGAGAGCCUACAACGGCCUGGUAGCUCAGAACCUGGACCACGCCAGGAAUGAGAAGAAUCGGACAUUCCUGCAGGAGAAAAACGACAAGAAGAGAAAACAGGAGGAAGCCAUAAGGAGAACGGGUGAGGACAUCGCGACCGAAGGCAAACACCUGCGUAUGGGCUCCAUCACCAUGCCGGACCCACAGGAGCGCGUGCCCAUGCCCCACCUGCACGCCAUCGCCUGCGGCCAGGGCUUCUCCGUCCGCUCGCAGUCCCUCCACUCCGUGGGCGGCGGAAACGGCGGGGGCGGCGGGGAGGAGGAGGUGGGGAGCCCGACCUCGAGGAAGCAGCCCCCGCCGAAGCCCAGGAGGGAUCCGGCCACCAAGCUGAGCAUGUCGUCCGAGGCGGUGGACCACAGCCCCGUGUCCACCUGCCGCGGGGAGCGAUGUGACGCAGCUCAAGGCUGCAGUGAGGACUGCCGGAGGGUGCCCCCACCCAAACCCCGGAGGAACCCCAACACGCAGCUCAGCGUCUCCUUCGACGAGUCCUACAUCAAGAGCCACGGCGGCGGCGGCAGCAGGGUCUGCCCCUCCAAGCCCCUCCAUCACGUGGGCUCCCCCUGCGAGCACAACCCCUCGCCGCCGCAGAGCGACGACAGCCCCACGGACGACUGCGAGGACGAGCCCGUCUACAUCGAGAUGGGCGGGAUCGACGUGGGCCCGCGAGAGCCGCUGAGGAGCGAGGACGAGGCCGGGGAGUCGGUGUACGAGGAGAUGAAGUACCCGGCUCUGGACGACAUGGAGUACCGCAGCGACCCGGUGGGGUGCCGCUCGGCGUGCCCCACGCCGGCGCCGUACGACCCCGAGCCCCUCAGCCGCUGCUCCACGCCGCGGAACAUCCCCCUCUGUGACAUUCCCGCGCCCUUCCCCAACCUGCUCACCCACCGGCCCCCCCUGCUGGUGUUCCCGCCGGCGCCGGCGCAGUGCUCGCCCAACUCCGACGAAUCCCCCCUCACGCCGUUAGAUGUAGCCAAACUCCCGAUGCUGGAGAACCAGUCCUACAGCAAAUCCCCCACUUCCUCCAGCGAGCCGCCCUCCUCGGCCCACCUCCGCCGGGAGCUGACCGCCACGCCCACCCUCACGGUGUCCGGCCGCUCCUCGGCGCCGCCUCUCCCCUGCACGCUCUACAAGUCCUCGUCCUCCUCCUCCUACCAGCGGAGCCACUCCGCCUGCCCGUCGCCGGUCAGCAUGGGCCGCUGCCUCACCCCCCUCAGCCUCAUGCGGACGCCCCCCUUCGACGCCCCCAUGCCGUUCCCCGGCGGGCUGCCGCGCAGCGCCUCCGCCACCCCGCACGGCAAGGGCUCGCCGCCCCAGGACGGCGUGGGACGGCUUCACGGCUCGAUGCAGAACGUGUCGUCGGGGCGCUCGCGGACCCCCACCAGCCCCCUGGACGAACUCACCAACCUGUUCACCACCGGCAGGAACAUGCUGAAGAAGAACGCCAGCGGCAGGAAAUCCAAGGAGCCCGGAGAGACGGAGUCCAAAAGCAAGUCUCACAGUGAGUCCAAGCGAGAAGGGAAGGAGCGGCACGGCCACAGCAAGGAGUCGAAGCGGGAGUCGAAGGAGCGCCACGGCAAAGACUCGUCUCACAGGCGAGAUAAAGACAAAGACCGGGACAAAGACAAGGACAGAGGCAGCAGCGGAGCAGAGUCUCUGUCCCACAGACGCAACAGCAAAGACCGCACUUGUAGCAACGUAGAAACGACGCCUGCCCGCAGAGACAGCAGGGACCAGGGCUGCAGCAGCGUGGAGCCCAUCCCGGUCAGACGGGACUCCAAAGACAGAGGCUGCAUUCCCUUAGAACCCGUCCCCUUAAUGAGAAGAGACUCCAAGGACAGAGGGAUUAGCAACGGUGACCUAUUGCCACGGAGAGACAGCAAAGAUCGGAGUGGAGACAGACUGCUGGACCAGCCCCCCGAGCUGCUGCCCAGGCAGGACAGCAAGGAGAGGGUGAGAAAUGGAGUCGACUACCGACACGAGAGCAGGGAGAGGCUGAUGGAUCCGCCGCCCGAGCUCCUGCCGAGGCAGGACAGCAAAGAACGAGCCCGGAACGGCGUGGACUCCAAGCCGCCCGAGCUCCUUCCCAGACAGGAGAGCAAGGACAGAUCCAGACCAGAAUAUCGGCACGACGGCAAAGACCACCGGCCCGAUCUGCUACCCCAUCAGGAGAGCAAAGACAGAGAAAGGAACGAUCUAGAGCACAGACACGAAGGUAGAAUAGACCAGCCGCCAGAGAUCCUCCCCCGACAGGAGACCAACAGAAGCAGUAAGGACCGGGACCGUGUCGGGUCCAGCUCCGACUACAAGUACGAGGGCAGAGAUCGGAACUGCCACAACGGAGACCUGCCCCCUCCUCCUCUGCCCCGGCAGGACAGCAAAGACAUGAGCAAGACGGGUCUGGAGGUGCGGCGGGACAGCAAAGACCGGAGCCUGAACGGCUCGGAGCAGCAUCACUACGACGCCAAGAGCGCCAAAAGCGACAGCAAAGAGCGAGGAUACGGCACGCCGCGGCGAGACAGCAGAGCCAACUACAACGUGGACCAGUCCAAAGCACAAGAGAGGAACGGGCAGCACUCAACCAGCACCACGCCCACUCACCACGGCAGGUCGUCGGGUAGUCCGCCGACGACCGCGGGCACGGGGAAUGCUCCGUCUAAAUAUGGCCGCUCGCCUUCCAUGCCGGCCAAUCCUUCUCCGAUGGGAACUCCACAGAGGAGGGCUGCAGAGACACACCACAGUCAGAUGCCUCAGAUGCCCUGGAUAUGUGGAGACACCACCAUGCUGGAGCAGAUCGAGAGGAAACGCACCCUCUGCAUGGAGAUCCGCUCGCGGCAGCACCCCCACCUGCAGAGAUCCGCCGAGCGGCCGCCGCCGCCGCCGCCUUCGGACAAGAGCGAGGACCGACACCCGGAGCGGGGCCAGUGCAAGCAGGACAGCGCCGCCGUCCUCCCCAGCUGGGGCAAAGGCAGCGGGACCAAGAAGAUCCGUCCUCCCCCGUAUCCCACGCAGACCACCGUGUUCUGGGAUACCGCCAUCUGACUUUAACAACCGCCGCCUCUGCUACACAGCCCCCCCCCCCCAUUCCUCCCCCUGCAGGGCCAAACCGGAUCCUCACGCCGAGGACCGGAGGGAGGACGCUCGUUGAUGUCAAAAGGACAAACAGUGGUUACCACAGCAAUAUAUCUGCUCGUUCAGGUUGUCAUGUUUUCUUAUCAUCACUGGUGAUAUUUGAUAUUUUUCUAUUUCCUGUGGCUGGACUCUUGUAAAAUAACUAGUAGAUAUUUGAUGAUGAAUAGAUAUUUUCUAAAUGAGAUGAUGGGGAUCAAAAAGCAGCUUAAAUUAUGUACAGUAGAUGUAGAUGCAAUCUAAUAUUUGUUUUUAUGUUAUUUUUCUUUCUAAUCUAAUUUUACAUUUGAAAGCAUAAUCUAUCAAUACUUGUACUGUAGUAGCAUAAUUUUCUUAUGCCCGACUUUCUCUGUGCUCGGAUGCACUGAAGCGAAUGGACUAUUCAGCUCUGUCUAUAUACUUUACAUUUUCACUGUCGUAUUGUAAGUUGAAGGAGUUGACGUGCUUUAGAUUCCAGGGCUUCUCCACACCUGGUCCAGUAUGUUGUAGAAUGUACAACAAGUUGGUUCGAGGGACCGAAACAGGAAACUCUGUCCGCGUGCUUGGGUUUGUAUAUGAAACUGUGUGGUCUCUACGUCAAAGCCCUCCCGCUCGUUUUCCGUGGGAAAACCUGCUGGCUGGCUGGAGGAGGAGUGAACUGUUUUCUAAGAAAUGCUAUGAGGGUGCUUUUUGGGGGAGGUAGUAAAUUAGAACAUAACAUUAUUAAACAGUAUAAUUUCCAAGACCGGCCAAAGCCUGUAAAAGCACGAUAUGGGUGUGGUUGCACUUUGGAUGGUUUCAAAAAAAAAAAAAGAAAUCGGGGUUAGUGGCAAUAGCUGGCGAGUGCCAGCACCCUUACAUUGCCAUGCACACUGCGAGCACCGUGACAGUGUAAAUACUUGAUGCCAACGCCCAGCCCGUACAAUCAACACCCGAGCUUUUAGAAGAGUUCUUAAUUUUACUGCAGAUUAUAAUAGCCAUAUGCACUUGCGUAAGAAAUACCUGUCAAGAUUAUGCUUAUAUAUUUUUUUGAAAAUGUUAGGAGUAGUGAGUCGUGCCAUGGACGUUUUUAAUUUCAAUGGCCAGGAGGCGAAGCCCUCAGGAGACCGCCCGUGUGCGACGCUCAGUCGUCUGGAAUUGGUUGUCUCUGAAUUCAGAGAUCAAAUUGUUUUAAGGACCUAUGACCUAUGACGCCCGGUCAAACCGACAGGGGACGCACAAGGGCCUACGAGUCAAAAAAAAAGAAAGAAAAGAAACUGCACUACCCAUCAUCUUCCACCACAUCCAAUCAGGCUGGUUACAUUCAUCCCCCCCGCUCUCUCCCUCUACCUCAGCCUCCCUCUCACAUCAAUUGGUUCUCUUUUGCACAUUAAAAUGCAAUGUCGGCAUUGCCAAAAUAGCAGAGUGCAAGUGCAGUACCCCCUUUUCAGUGGGAAUCAAUGAUGAUGACCCCUCUGUGUCGUACCUGUGUGUGCGCGUGUGUGUGUGUGUGUGUGUGAGGGAGGGAGCUCUGUGUGUGUGCGUGAAUGUGAGUGUGUGCCAAGCUACACUGUAUGCAAGUUUGCAAGUUAAAAAUGAUUGUUUUAAGACAUUCACUUUUCCCCAUCAUGACGUUUGGUGGGAGGAGGUUGGAAAUGUAAUAACGAUGAUGUACAAUCUUUUUUGUGUGUAUAAACGUGCACUGUGAAAAGGUAGAGAGAGCACCGCACCGUCAGUCCUCUGUCUUAUUGCACUGAGUGUUCUCUUGUUUUGCGUAAGAAAAAGAAAAAAAAAAAGA